Messenger RNA from Zootermopsis nevadensis, 1356 nucleotides. RefSeq names its product Glutaredoxin 3 (gene Grx3). Gene Ontology annotation, biological process: intracellular iron ion homeostasis. NCBI's taxonomy places the organism in Eukaryota, Metazoa, Arthropoda, Insecta, Blattodea, Termopsidae. The record is from RefSeq and is a predicted model, not a curated record. Gene Ontology annotation, cellular component: nucleus; cytosol.
CCCCCCUCCCCACUAUACAUGCUCUGAUCUAACCUGUGAUUACUGUAUGGUGCAGAGAAAACUAGCAUUGAGAGUAAGUAAGUAAGUGAUUCGAGUGUGGUAAAUGUGACGAAAUUUUUGGUUUUUGGAGAGUAGAAAGGAAUCAGACUUUUUUACUACCUGCACAUAUAUUAAAAAUGGUUGUUAUAAACAUUUCACAGAAGACGGAAUUUGAAGAUACUAUAAGUUCAAGUGACCUAGUUGUUGUGCACUUUUAUGCCGAUUGGGCUACACAAUGUGGUCCCAUGAAUGAUGUACUUGAAGAACUAGCCAAACAAGCAGAACUGAAGGGUGUCAAGUUUGUAAAGUGUCCAGCUGAAGACUUGCCAGAAGUUUCCUUGAGGUACUCUGUUUCUGCUGUUCCAACAUUUCUCUUGCUACGUGGGGGCUCACUAUUAGACAGAGUAGAUGGAGCCAAUGCAGCUGAACUUACAAAGAAAAUUAAUUUACAGGUAUCCAAAGGUUCAAAUACUACAUCGGCCAAACCUGCUGCUGAAGAUUUGACAACACGUCUGCACAGACUUAUCAAUUCAGCCCCUGUUAUGUUAUUCAUGAAAGGAACAUCAACAGAACCAAGAUGUGGGUUUAGUAAAUCAAUGGUUUCCCUCUUAGACAGCCAUGGAGCUCUGUACAAAACAUUUGAUAUUUUGAGUAAUGAAGAAGUGAGGCAGGGAUUAAAGACAUACUCAAAGUGGCCAACAUACCCCCAGCUUUACAUCAAUGGUGAACUCAUUGGAGGUCUGGAUAUUGUGAAAGAAAUGAAUGAAAGUGGUGAACUACAGGAACUGCUGCCAAAGAAGGAAACUUUGGAAAUGAGGCUGAAAUCAUUAAUAAACCAAAGUGACUGUGUGGUGUUUAUGAAAGGAUCUCGGGAAGCACCACAGUGUGGCUUCAGUAAGCAGCUGAUGGCAAUUCUAGCAGAGACUGACAUCAAGUUUGUUACAUUUGACAUACUUACUGAUGAAGAAGUGCGUCAAGGCCUGAAGACUUUCUCCAAUUGGCCAACAUACCCUCAAGUAUAUGUUAAAGGAGAACUCAUUGGUGGAUUAGACAUUAUCAAGGAGUUGAAAGAAAGUGGCGAGUUGCUCAGUACUUUAAAAGGACAGUCAUAAUUGUUCUUUGAACAUAACAAUGAAUAGUUACUACAGUGAAUGGGUGUAGAUUAAUUAAAAUACAAUAUUAAUCUUUUCUGGUAUUAGAAGAAAUGUUAUGGUCAAAAACUUAAGUUUGUAAUCCAUUUCAUGCCUGCUUUCCAUAAUGCAUAAUGAAAGAAUUAUGAAUAUUCAUGAAACUUGGUAUAAAAGUUAUGGCAUCACA